UGCAUACAUUUCUCAUAACUUUUGUCCAUUCCAUAGCAAUAGUUUUGAAAAAUAAAUGAUUUGUACAACCAUAACAGUAACAGGCUUAUUUUUUGUUUUGUUUUUGUUUUGCUCAUAUCAUAUAUAAAGAUACCAAAAUGUUAAUAUUAGUCAUUCUGGUGGCAUAGAUUUGACUGCUUACCUGCAGGAUUGCAGUAUUAUUCAGAUUCGACGGUUAUAAUUUCUCAUUGUUUCCCGUUUUAUGUAUAUCAAUUUUCUGAGUGCUAAUGUUUGAAGAGAUCACACCAAGGAUCUCAUACUGAGGCUCAUGGAAGUUAUGUUUUGUUUAUAUAUUAGAAACCUGAUGGUUGUCUGAUGAGAUAGAUUUUGCACUGGUCAUAUAUUUGUGGAUCCAUAGGAUGUUAUCCAAUGGUCUGGUUUUGAAAACUUCAGUUCUGCAGUUGGUGUUGUUUUGUACUUCUGUACUUUAAACCAUGGUACAUAUACAAUUUCAGAAAUUGGCCAUUUCAAUUUAUCUCCUAUCUAAAUUACUGAUGAAACAUAUAUUGUCAGGUUGUGUUUAAGAAUGAAUGGCCACGCUGAUUCUGCUGGUGACAUAAUUAUUCUUGGAAUUAUCCCACAUGAGUUCCUAUUUUGUUAUGAUUGCCUUCCAUAGAUAGGUCUACCUAUUCCACCAUAUCAAUCAAUAAAUACUUGAUUUCCCAAAUCAUUAUUGAUUGAUUCCAUUAUUGAAUCAAAUGCAUUUAGCUCUUCGGAGUUAAGAUGACCAAUGAUCCUCUAGUGCUCUUAUUUUUUUUCCUCUUUGUUGUAUCUCGGCUCUUCAUUAAGCAAUCUGUUUCCAAAUACCUUUAUCUCUGAAGAAUUGGGAAGUUCUAUUCCUUCUGUGAAGCUAUGAGGCAACCUUUCAUUAAGUGUUUUUCCAGCUUGUCUCAUGACCUUCUCUAUUUCUUCUGUGAAGAUAUGAGGCAAAGUCAGGAGAGUUCAAGAGUUUUCUCUGUUUGUACUCCAUGUUACUUCCCAGCAUGAUUCCCACAAUAGUUGGCAUAGGAUGGUUUUGAGAAGUUAUCUUAGAUUGUUUACAGUCGCCCAAAUUCAUGCCUCAUUGAUGGAGUCAAGCCACUCUUUUUCGUCAUCAAGAAAUCCUAGUGCUUCACAAGCUGCUUUGUAUGAGGUGUAGACAAUUCCAUUUAGAGUUCUUAUGUCUUCAAAAGAUGUGCAUCCUCUGACAACGUUAAGUAACAUACACAUGUAACAUUAUUCGUGUCUUGUUGGAUGGGCCUAAUAUAUCCUUCAAACUGAUAUUCCUUUCUUUCUUUUGGUCCAGUGUGUCUGUAUGGCUUCUUCACACAUCCUUUUUUUCCUCUUCAUCCACUGUGGAAAGGCAGCCUUUCAAUUCAGGGAUCUCGGACGUGCAUCUCGAACUGGAAUAUUCUCCAUCAUGUGUCGUUUCCAGAUAAACGUUGGAAUCGUCACCGGCUGGCUGCAGUUCAGGUACAACUAUACUUACGGAGACAUAGAUGAUUCGAUUGAAUCGAUCACGCAUCUGCCGAUGCUGCAAGUUGCUGCUGAUGCUGAUGCUGGAGUACAUGAUGACGACCAUCAGUGUCUUUGCCCAUGGCCUCGGUGCAGAUUUCAGGUCGAUCCUUGGCUCGGCGCCUCCUCCUUCUUGAACGCCUUCUCCACGGUCAGCCCCUCCCUGCAUUAUCUGAUUAAACGGGGAUAUGAUGAAACCUUCAUAGAUUGCAAUACUAUACCAAUCUGUCGUGUCCAUCAGGACCAGCUAUCUUCCCUUGAGCACUAUUGGAUAGCUUUCCCAUUAGUUUCUGUGUUGAUUUCUAUGUGUAUGAAGCAAAACUUUCGGUGUCAGUCCAGCUGUGCUUCCACAAAACUGGGAGACAAUCAUAUGAUCGAGAGACAUACCUGCACCUAGAUCAUGUGUGUGUCAGUGCUUGUGCGCUCUUCUCCUUACAUAUAUCACACGUUGAGGGCUUUGCAUGAUGCAUACAUCGGGAUGUAUGUGCCAGAUGAGAAUUUCUAUGCUGGCAAAUCGGCAUCUCAUAUCAAUCGGAUGUCUCGACGUUGGCCGUGUGCCCACGGGGAAGUGGCCCUUGCCCAAGCUUUCAUGGCCCUGGGUAGCUGGCUGACGAUGGGGCAGUGAAUCACUUCUUCAGAUCCCAGACGAUAUGAUCGACAACUGACCUAGGGAUCCAUGGCUACGUUUUUUUAUGGUAUCCAUGGCUACGUUGAAAAGAGGGGCUGCUGGACUUUUUAAUGUUUGACGAAACGUUUUUUACAGGGAAAGAUUAAAAGGCUUACUUUAUGUAUGGCAAAGGUGGGUAAUUUUAUGGAACUUUAUUAUCCGAAUUUCUAUUAUCAAGAUCGGUUGGUUGUGGUUUAUUGACCUAUCUAAUUAGACGGCCAGAUGUUUCUGAUUA
Lolium perenne is the source of this 2435-nucleotide messenger RNA. RefSeq lists its product as uncharacterized. The record is from RefSeq and is a predicted model, not a curated record. NCBI's taxonomy places the organism in Eukaryota, Viridiplantae, Streptophyta, Magnoliopsida, Poales, Poaceae.